CCCGCUCCUGUGUGGCGGCCGCCUGAGGAGGGGCGCCCAUGAGCCGCUGCGGGGCGGGCGAGGGGAGCCGAGCCAUGGAGCCGCGGCUGUGAGGAGCCUCCCCCGGCCCGGGCCCCGCCUGUGGGAAGCCGCCGGGCCGAGGCCGGAGCCGGAGGACAUGGACAAACUGACCAUCAUCUCAGGAUGCCUCUUCCUGGCCGCAGACAUCUUCGCCAUCGCCAGCCUGGCCAACCCGGACUGGAUCAACACCGGCGAGUCCGCGGGUGCUCUCACUGUUGGCCUUGUGCGACAGUGUCAAACCAUUCAUGGACGUGACAGGACCUGUAUUCCCCCCCGGUUGCCUCCGGAGUGGAUCACCACCUUAUUUUUCAUCAUCAUGGGGAUUAUUUCACUGACUGUCACAUGUGGCCUGUUAGUGGCUUCCCACUGGCGAAGAGAAGCAACCAAGUACGCCCGCUGGAUAGCGUUCACUGGAAUGAUCCUGUUCUGCAUGGCAGCCCUAAUAUUCCCAAUAGGUUUUUACAUCAAUGAAGUUGGAGGCCAGCCUUACAAACUGCCGAACAACACCGUGGUUGGAUCAUCCUACGUACUCUUUGUUUUAUCCAUUUUCUUUACAAUAGUUGGACUUCUAUUUGCUGGCAAAGUGUGCUUACCUGGCUGAUGAGUGUCUACAUGAGCUUCACUCGGUCAUGAAGGAGAGGAGAGCGUCCAGCGCAUUCUCAAGAGGGUGCCUACGUCGGGCUGUCGUGGUCUUACCGUAAACAAGGAGGUCUCUGAUGUGGUCUCAUUAUGCACUUUGAUUAUUUUUUUAAUUGAAAAAAAGAUACGUGGAGAGCCUUUCCCAUAACCAAAUACAGCCAACUUUGACUUGUCCUCCUGAGCGCCUGGAAGGAGUCAGGCGUGCACUGUGAUAAGAAAUAAGCAGAGUAAGAUACUCGACAGCCGAGCGGAGAAAGAUUCUCAACAACUGAGCAACAUCUUUUGCCCCCACCAUCACUGUACUGUGCCAGUUUUUAAAUGUCUUGACAGUUUUGAAAGUCUCAAAAAAAGAAGAAAAAAAUGUAUUUAUGAACUUUGGUCGACCAGAGGUUUGCCAAGGGUGUUGAAGUGGGGCUGGCCUCACUGCUUAGCAGAUUAGCAUCUUCCUUCUGUGACAGGCAUUUGCCAUCAAAACAAAAAUAGAAAUGUCAAUUUCAUGUUAGCUGCACCCCGAAGCCAAGAGAUCAAAAGAGAUUCUUGGAAAUCUGUUAAAACAAAAUUUAUGCCCUCCCCUCUUCCCUUUGUCUGCCCUCAUGAGCAGUAGGAAAUACCAAGGAAUGCUGGGGGUGGGUGGAAGAAGGGGGUUCCUUCUUUUAUGUUUAUAUAUAUAUAUAUAUAUGUUGCUCAUGCAGUAUACUGAAUGUUUAUACAUAUAUAUGUAUAUAUAUAUAUACAAAUGCACAAAAACACACAUUUUCUGGAAGAGAACUCCAAGCGCUUUGCUAGUGCAACACUGUGGUGUGCAAAACUCAAUAGGAUUUUAAAAAAGGAAAACACACACACACACACACACACACACACACACACACAAAGCCAUUUCUUCUGAAGGCUGCCCAGCUGACAAGCCUUCAGUUUACCUCAAUCUUUGUAGCAGCCCUUGAUUUUAACAGGUCUGUUUCUUUUCACUUUUCUGUACUAAGGUACAAACUCUAUGCCUUUCUAGGUGCAGUUUUAAGUUAAGCUAAGUUUUCUGUGUACGGUAAUUUAUUUGUGUGUUGCAGAGAAUAAAAGGCAACAUCAUGUCAUAACACUCAAAGGCCAAACCCCACCAAUGGGAUAAUGCACUCCUUUAAAUUAUGAGCAAUUGUUGUAUUCUAGGGGUGGGUCUCUUUUCCAUCUCUCCCUGUCCCCUGUGCCAGAUUUUUGGCUUUACUUGUUACAUUCAUGUGAGUUUCUACCCCCCAGAAUAUUUGCCACAGAAAAUGAUCUCUGACUGUGUAACUUGAGCUGCUGUAGUAAAAGCUACUGCAAAAGAGGGAGUGCAGUGAGAAAGUAUUAAAUGAAAUUCACCAUGGUUACCAAGGGGGCCGAUCUGGUCACCCGAUGCCCCAUGUCUUGUCCUGGCGUACAGAACUCAUAUAACUGGGCUCUUGCAAUUCCUAGCAACAAAUGUCCCUUUUGUAUUCACUUGGAACCCAGUAUUACUGAGUUAAAAUGCGUCAGUUGCUGAGCGGAAGUAGCCAGUCCAGUAGCUGGAAUUUUUAGAAUUAAAUGCAGGUGCUUGGGUACUUUUCAACAAAAUGGGGGGGGGGGGUUACAGCACAUUGCCAUCAACCUGAGGGUGCAUCCACCUACGGCGAACAUGUCAUUUAGUUUGGGCUUCUUUGGUGUGUCAUAGGAGUAGCGUUAGGUGGUCUGUCAGGCACCAGUGGCCAAUGCCAUGCUGGGCAGAAAGUGAAAGUCACUAAAGAAUUUCUCUUUCAAGCAUGGAGAUAAAUCCCCUGACAAAGGCCAAAGUCCAUGCGUAGGUUGCUCCACCCCCACCCCCCGGCAGGUUUUGAGGUUUGGGAUUCUCAGCAGCGGUCGAAUGGGGUACAGUUUGUAAAUGAUGUGCAAAUCAUGCUAACUUUCCCAUCACAGUAUUAUUGCAAGGGUGUAACUUGGCAUUGUGUCGGAUUUACCUCUGUAGAAUCUAUGGCUGAUUCUCUGGUGUCAUUUUCUGCUUUUUCCCUGUUUGUCCAAGCCAGAGCUCAUGAACACACAUGUAUUCUUGGAGCUUUCUGAAAAUAUACUCCUGCCCUGGACUUUCUGGUUUAGAUUUGAAUGAUUUCCAUAUUUGUAUAUUGCUGAGGGAAGAUUGGGUCUUAGCAGGACAUUCCUCCCAGCAUUCUGGGGGUUUCCAGAGCGUUUUUGAGGGUUAAUUACCCCCCCCCCCCAAUUAAGUUCUUGCAGAAGGACUGGUACUUAACACUGAAAGACAUGAUUAAGUUCUCACUUUGGGUACCCUAAGAUUGCUUAAAAAUGACUCCUCCUCCAAAAGGCUAGCUGUAAAUAGUUCCACAGGAUAAUUUUGGAGCCGGUGCUGUCUCAGUUAAGCUCCCUUCCUGGGACUGCUAGCCAAGCUGGGUUCGGUUGUUGCCAGUGUACUCAUUGGCUUUAAGCAGCAGCCGAAUGGCAGAAAGAGGCCGGCCAAGCGUCCUCAGUUGCUUUAUCCUGUCACAGGAAAUGUGUUACUUGCUUGAAUUUUUGCAGGCAAGUCUGCUUUUAAAAGAACAAGACCAGGGCUAAAAAAUGAAAGUUUGGCAAUCCUGGUCCUCCUCUCCUCACCCCCCCCCCCCCGGCCACCAAACAUUGUGUGUCUUGCCCGAAUUGUGUCCCCUUGAUACCUAGGUGUUAUUUGCAAGUAGAAUGCAGAGAGCACUUACGGUAGCAGAGCAAGAUCUGGGCCCAGUAGCACCUUAAAGACCAACUAAAUUUC
Eublepharis macularius is the source of this 3457-nucleotide messenger RNA. RefSeq names its product modulator of smoothened (gene MOSMO). NCBI's taxonomy places the organism in Eukaryota, Metazoa, Chordata, Lepidosauria, Squamata, Eublepharidae. Gene Ontology annotation, biological process: negative regulation of smoothened signaling pathway. Gene Ontology annotation, cellular component: ciliary membrane; Golgi apparatus. The transcript is spliced from 3 exons. The coding region runs from base 158 to 661 and encodes 167 amino acids. The record is from RefSeq and is a predicted model, not a curated record.